This is a messenger RNA of Microbotryum saponariae, 2477 nucleotides long. Lineage: Eukaryota; Fungi; Basidiomycota; Microbotryomycetes; Microbotryales; Microbotryaceae. The record is from the annotation of a GenBank genome assembly.
AUGUCAACCCCUCUUUCCUACGGAGCGAGGUCAGUGAAUCCUCGUCUGCUUAGCUUCGACCGUUGAACCCACUGGAGCUGAUUCCUCCCUCGACGACGAUGACGUGUAUGCGCUUCCCCCUCCUCGUCUUGGGGUUCGCCGCGCCCAGUCUGCCGGAUUCUAUCCCGCUCGUCAAUGCGCAUACGGAGGCGUGGAUCGCGCUUUUGCCGGCGCUGUCGAGUUAUCUUGCUAGUCGAGCUCAGUGAGUACUUUGUCUACGCUGUACGAGUGAGAAACGGGACGUCCGUCCCCCUCCCCACUUGUGGCAGGAGCUUCGCUCGAUAGCCAUCAUCCGCAACGCGAGAUAUUUAACCUCAUCGUACCUCCGUCUUCCAUCCCAGACUCGAAAGGGACUACUCGACCAAACUAUCCUCCCAUCUCGGCAAGCUACGCCAAGCCGUCGCCGUCGAAUCCUCGACCCGUUCCGGACCCGGUUCCGAGCAAUUAUCCGGCUUGGAGAAAGCUUGGAGUGGGUUCUUGGAAGCGGAAGACUUGAAAGUUAGGGAAAGGUUCGGGUUGGGGGAUAGGUUGGAUAGAGGGGGAGUGGCGGUUGGAGGAGGUGGGGGUAUGGGACCGGUCGGAUUGGGGAAGAAGGCGGAGGAGUUAGGUAACAGGUUGGAGAAGGGGAGAAAAAAGGUCGGUCAGAUGUGAACGUUUCAUUGAUCUAGGAUCUGAGAAGCUGAACAUUCCGAGUUUCCGGAAACGUUGGCCCCUACCCUCAGCAAGAAGCUUUCGCGAGUAAAUUGCUCGCCGAACGCGAUCAGACCUUUUCGAACCGCGAGAAAGCACGUUCGACCUAUUUCACCGCCUGCGAGAACCUCGAAGCCGCUCGAGCUAAAAAGGCCUCGGGCAAAUCCAACACGGACAAAUACGAGAAAGCCUACUUCGUCGCCUUGGAAGAGAUGGGGAUCGCGAAAGAUCGUUAUCUUUUGGAUACGCAAUUGGCGAACGAGGCGAACGAGAGGCUGUACAAGGUCGAUUUACCGGCGCUGCAUGAUGGCUUUCAGAGGAUUGAAAGGGUCGCUUUGGAGGCUUUCAAAGCCAACUUGUUGGACGUCGUUGAAGUCGAACGGACCUCGUUGAGGACGAUCGAAGCGAAUUUGGAUAACGCCAAAAAGGUUGUGGAGGAGAUCCAAGCCGAUCAAGAACAGACGAGGUUCGUCGAACGACAUCAACGCGACCGGAGCAUGGGAUGGGAACUACCCCCUUUGCUGAAGUGGGAGGAAUGCCCCAUUUGGCACGAUACGGACGCGUUCGACCUCGGCGACGGCUCGGUCACUUUUCUGUUGAAUGUCAAGAUGAAGGAUGAGGCGAGGCUGGGGGAGCUGGGACCCGGGAUAGAGGCGAAGAAGAGGGAGAUCGAGGGCUUGAGUCAGUUGGCCGAUGCGUAUGGGAGGGAUCCGAAAUUGGGGGACGCGGGGGCCGUACUGGAGGUGAGUUUACGAAGAGACAUGUUUUGUCCAGGAAGCGUCAGGCUGACCUCUAUGUCCCUCACUUAGAACUACUUUGAAGCAACCCGGGAAACGACCCUCUUACAAAUCCAACAGGCCCAUCUCCAAGCCGAACUCCGCCUCCUCACCGAGGCCUUGGGCGAUCUCUCGACCACCACCUUGAAAGCACACGACUUCAAAUCCCAUUCUUUCGUCACGCCUUCCGCCUGUGCAGUCUGUGGACACUCGGUCUGGGGAAAGGGCUUGAGUUGCAAGACAUGCGGGAAGAAUGUGCAUCAAAAGUGUGAGUUGAAGGUUCCGGGUGGGUGUGGGAUGGAUGGUGGUGGUGCUGUGGGUGGGAGUAGGAGCUCGAGAUUAUCAAUGGGGAAUGCAUCGGUACUGUCGACGAGUACGGGGUCGUCAACGGGUUUGGAAAGGACGACCAGUCGGACCGAGUCGAUCGCGACGAACUCAGCAACGGGCGCCGGACCACCGAGGAGGACCAUUCCACCACCCAUCACAUCAUCUUCUACACCCUACACAUCUACCACAGCCACAUCCUCAUCUUCAGCGCCUUCAGCAAGUAUGGCCUACGCCUACGCCGCCCAAACGGCCUUCGAACUCUCCGUCCAAGAAGGCGAUCCCGUCGAGGUGGUUGAGGGGGUUGAUGAGGCGGGGUGGGUGAAUGUUCGGACGAGGGAUGGCAGGCAGGGUUUAGUGCCGGAGAGUUAUUUGACGAUGGUCGAGGGGACGACAUCUCCAACGUCGGUGCCGAGCGGGGAUGGAGGUCGUGGAGGUGGUGGGGAGCUCGUCACGGCGCUUUACGCCUACGCAGCGCAGACAAGCGAGGAACAUUCGUUCGAGCAGGGCGAACAACUGGAGUUGACGGCUGACGUAGGGAGGAAUGCAGGGGAAGGGUGGGCAGAGGUGUGGAAGGAGGGGAGGAAAGGGUUGGUGCCGCUUUCUUAUGUGAGUUGUUCUCGAAGGGGAGAGGGAGAGCUUGAGUGA